Hippoglossus stenolepis (Pacific halibut) is the source of this 1615-nucleotide messenger RNA. It is a transcript of the gene il12ba, whose product is annotated as interleukin 12Ba. The coding region runs from base 422 to 1489 and encodes 355 amino acids. Lineage: Eukaryota; Metazoa; Chordata; Actinopteri; Pleuronectiformes; Pleuronectidae. Gene Ontology annotation, molecular function: protein binding. The record is from RefSeq and is a predicted model, not a curated record. The transcript is spliced from 8 exons.
AAUCCAAACCAGGUAGUAGCCGCAAAUAGGUCACGUCUGAACCGGUUUAUAGACCUGCGUAACGAGAGCUCCUGAAAGUGAAAUUAGACGUGUCCGUGCCAACAUGAAGGUAAACACACAAGGUGAGAUCCAGAUGAAACCACAGACUGUGAACAGGCUCCAGUUGAAAUGUCCAGUAACAGACGCGUGAGUGUGUUGCGCGGUGUUUUAAGGGACGUGUUGUGCGUCCAUCCGCCGCAAUGUGGAAGUGAGGACAAGUGUUGCUGAAUACCUUCAAUGGACAGUGUUUGCGGUUCGAAAGUGAAGUCUGAACUUUUCUACGCCAGGAGAGGUGGGGAAGUUUGCGUGUGAGUGUGCCACUCAUAUAAAAGUCACCCAGAACUGACAGAAGCGCCAUUGGUUCCGGACAUCAGUGAUCAAGAUGAAGUUCUUCACUUGCAGCAUCAUCAUGUCUGUAUUUCUUAAAGUCUCCAGCCAAAAUCCUCUGGACGUUUGGACUCUGCUCCCCAACAUUCUGGUUGUGGAGGUGAACGGCUCUCCGGGCCAGCAGCCCCUGAGCUGCUUGGGCUCGCCACAGGAGGGGUCAAGGAAAGACAACAAGAGUCAGGACAUUAUUUGGAAGAAGAAUGGAGUAGUGGAAGAACAGAGAGGAAACUCGUACUUGGUGCAGCUGGAGGAAAGUUUAGGAGGGGGCAACUACACCUGCCACAGAGAGGACGGAUCACUGGUCAAUCACACGGUGGUUCUGAUCCAGGAGGAGGAAACCGAGAGGGGGACGAUUCUUGUAAAAAAUGAUCAAGGAAAUUACUUGAAGUGCUUGGCUCAAAAUUACAACGGAGAGUUUCACUGCUCUUGGACCUGGCACACAAGUUGUGUCGGCAAAGUAGAAUUUAUCAAAGUUUGGCGCAUUUCUGACGACAGUGACAACCAGUGUUCUUUGGACACCAGUACCCAGCGCUGGACGUGCUCCUCAGGUCAGAGGAACUUCAGCUGCUCAGUCGAUGAACAUGGACACGGGAUCUCCUGCCGGGACGACCAGCACUGCCCCUACGCUGAGGAGAGCCAGCGGAUCUACGUCGCUGUGUACGUUAGGACCCAGCACUUCCUGGUGGAGAUCUACUCUCAACGGUUUUACCUGGCAGAGAUAGUGAAACCUGACAUGGUGAGGAUCAGUAAAGUCAACACUACGAUGAUAGAGUGGAGUUACCCGAGCUCCUGGAGCAGUCCCUACUCCUACUUCCCUCUCACGUUCCAGAUAGCACAGCUCAGGCGGGGAUGCAAAUGGUGUGACAAACCCUGCACUGAGUCAAAACAUGCAAAAACACUGACAGUCCAAUCCACAGACAUUUGCCGAUUUAAAGUCAAGCACAGGGCCCAGGCUGUGUGUGUCCGAGCAAAGGAUGCUCUCUGUAACUCCCAGUGGAGCGAGUGGAGCCACCUCAGAUUGAGGAGAAAGAAAAAGAACAAACGUCGGCAAAACGGUGAAUAAGCCUAACAGAAGAGCGAGGAUCCAAACACUGGACAUUUUUGACUUUGUGUAGUUUUGUUUAUUUAUAUGAUUUUAUAUAUUCCUAUUUAUCCUAUAGUACAUAAUUAUGUUUUUAAUGUAUUAUAA